This is a messenger RNA of Anoplophora glabripennis (Asian longhorned beetle), 4071 nucleotides long. It is a transcript of the gene Ptpmeg, whose product is annotated as tyrosine-protein phosphatase non-receptor type 4. The transcript is spliced from 13 exons. The record is from RefSeq and is a predicted model, not a curated record. NCBI's taxonomy places the organism in Eukaryota, Metazoa, Arthropoda, Insecta, Coleoptera, Cerambycidae. Gene Ontology annotation, cellular component: cytoskeleton. Gene Ontology annotation, biological process: protein dephosphorylation. Gene Ontology annotation, molecular function: protein binding; protein tyrosine phosphatase activity. Bases 285 to 2963 code for a protein of 892 amino acids.
GCUGUUACAACAAUUUUCUGAAAGCCACACAAAAUUCCUGCUACUGACGUUUGUGUAUCAAAUGAGAUAAUGGUGAACGAUAUUAUUUAAAUGUGAUAACAAGGUUUGUGAUAAAGUUAGUAUCAUCGAGUGAAAUGAGUGGAAAUAGUUUUUCACAGUGCGACGGAAACGAGUGACUCACGAAAUCAAACUACAGCCUACAAAACCAUGAUGUGACAGCGUUAUAAAAAUUAAAAAUCUCUUUCGUUUUAUUUAUAGCAUGUCGACAGUACUAUGUGGGUUUUAUGGUGAGGAUGAUCGAAAGUGUAUCGAAAAGGGCUUUUAGUGGUUCCAGUGGCACUUAUAAUGUUCAUGCUUUAGAACUGGCUGCGGCAAGAGAACGUAAAUUAAAAGGUCUCAAUGUGACAGUGAGAUUCUUGGACGACACUGAGCACGUUUUUCAUAUUGAGAAACGUGCCAAGGGUGCUGUCCUUUUAGAACAAGUUUAUCAACAUUUAGAAUUAGUGGAGAAAGAUUAUUUUGGAUUGCAAUAUUCAGAUGAUGGAUGUUCGAUUAACGGUCGAUGUUCGGAGUGGAUGCGUUGGUUAGAUCCGUCCAAGUCAAUCAAGAAGCAGCUAGGAAACUGCCAGUAUCCUUUAUAUUUUAGAGUUAAAUUUUAUGUAUCCGAUCCAAGUAAGCUACAAGAGGAAUACACCAGAUAUCAAUUCUAUUUACAAUUACGGAGGGACAUUCUGGAGGAAAGGCUCCAUCUGCCUCCCAGCACUGCCAUCCUUUUAGCUAGUUAUACUGUACAAUCUGAAUUAGGAGAUUAUCAGCCUGAGGAGCAUGGACCAAACUACUUAUCAAACAUGCAAUUGGUUCCGGGCCAAACGGAGGAGAUCGAGAGAAAGAUAUCGGAACUCCAUAAAUUACACAAAGGUCAAUUACCUGCCGACGCUGAAUUCAAUUUCCUGGACCACGCCAAAAAAAUCGAAAUGUAUGGCGUGGAACUACACAAGGCGAAGGACAACGCUAAUAAAGAAUUGCAGUUAGGGGUUACGCAUAUCGGGCUUGUGGUGUUCCAAAACAAUAUACGGAUAAAUGUAUUUUCCUGGUCCAAGAUCAUGAAGAUAUCGUUUAAGAGAAAACAGUUUUUUAUACAGCUUAGGCGGGAACUGUCGGAAUCUUACGAUACCCUGUUGGGCUUCAACAUGGAGACGUACAGAUCUUGCAAGACCCUGUGGAAGGCAUGCGUCGAACACCACACGUUCUUUAGGUUGCACUCGCCAAGGGUAAGAAGAAAAUUCCCCCUAUCAUUAGGUUCUAAGUUCACAUAUUCUGGCCGCACAGAGUUCCAAACAGUAUCUGAGGUUAGACAAAGAGGGAUAUUAGAGAGAAAAUUUGUUAGGUCUCCUAGUAAGCACUUGAUUCGGCAGUCUGUUCCCUCUCCUCCUGCUUUAGAGGAUAAAGGAAAAGUUUUGACAGCGCCCGCCAGACCUCCCGGACCAUAUGCCCACAAAGUCACUUCUCUAGGCACUAAGGAACCCAAAAAAGCCUGGACGGAAGACUCACACAUAUCAGAUGAUGAUGGCGGUUUUCUGGAAAAGACCCUAGAAGGUCCGUUCUCACCUGGUAUCGCAGGCAGGGUCAUAAGUUAUGCCGACGAGGAGCCCCCUUCGCCCACAUCGAACGGUCUGUACGACACCCCUCCUUACAGCAUCAGCCAUUCCCCCACCUCGCAGAUAAUAGAAGAUGGCCUUGUAACAAUUGUCCUCUACCCCGACGAAGAUGGAAAAUACGGCUUUAACGUCAAAGGUAGUGGAACGGACACCGCCGUACCUAUAUUGGUGUCCCGAGUGGCCCCGAACACCCCCGCGGACAAGGGAACGCCGAGACUUACCGAGGGCGACCAGUUGAUCCAGAUCAACGGCCACGAUGUUUCUCACGCGCUCCACCAAGAUGUCGUUAAGCUUAUUCAAGAUGCAAGGGCAACAGACUCAGGGAAACUUGUGCUAACCGUGAAACCUAACGCUCACUACCAAGGCCUUGAAGAAUUCGAAGAACCUCCAUAUCAAUACGUUCCCGUGGGAGAACUGAGACCGCCAUCUCCGGGAAAUGCCUUACAGCAGAGCAUGCUCCUACUGGCAGACGGCUUAGCCAGUGGCGCUCUAGUGGCUAGAUACGAAAUGUUGUACAGGAAACACCCUGACAUGACCUGUGAUGAGGCGGCCAAACCCCAAAACGUCAAUAAGAAUAGAUACAGAGAUAUAUCGCCUUACGACACAACGAGAGUGAUUUUGAAAAAUGCCCCGAAUGGUGACUACAUCAACGCUAACUACGUCAACAUGGCAAUAUCCAACGCCGAGAUAGAGAAUCGCUACAUCGCCACUCAGGGCCCCUUGCCGUCCACCACCGAGGAUUUCUGGCAGAUGAUUCUGGAAGAGGGGUGCAAUUUGAUCGUGAUGCUGACGACGUUGGUGGAGAGAGGCAGGGCGAAAUGCCAUAAGUACUGGCCGAACGUGGGGGAGGUGCUCACGAUGCAGAACGCGAUUGUCAAGUGCGUCAGCGAGGAAACGGAUCCGUCUGAGAGUUUCGUCUUCAGAGAUUUCGUUCUUGUUGAUGUUAAGAAUGAUGAGUCGAGAGAAAUCAAGCACAUGCAGUAUAUCGCCUGGCCGGACCACGGGGUACCCGAGUCCCCGCAACAGUUCCUAAGUUUCACCGACAAGGUGCGUCAGUCGAGGAAAAGCGACGCGCCCGUCGUGGUGCAUUGUAGUGCUGGUAUAGGAAGGACGGGCGUCUUGGUUCUUAUGGAAACUGCUCUCUGUUUAAUAGAGACAGGGGAGCCCGUGUAUCCGUUAGAAAUAGUGAAGACCAUGAGGGAACAACGUGCUAUGAUGAUACAGAAUGCUAGUCAGUACCGUUUUGUCUGUGAAAGCGUCCACGCUGCGUACAGCGAAAAAACCGCCAGCCAACAGGAUACUUGAUAAUUUUAAAAGAGAAUCGGUCAAACGAACGUCAGAUAUCCUCAAAAAUGCCUAAUCGUUUUUGUUUAUGUUUCCAGAAUUUUAUUUUCAUUUACGUGCUUUCGAGCAUUUUUGAGAAUGUAGCUAGGAUUGUCAGGGUUUUGGGAAAAGUUUGCAUCCGUCGUUACAACUUGGAAUCAUGUGACAUGUGAUUUAUAAGCCUUACAAACGUAAGAUUACACCAAGAUAGCCUUAUUUCAACCCAAAACGUUUAAUUUUUCAAUUAAAACAUUUUGCUUUGUAAUGAUUUCGUUUGAAAUUCUGUUAAUAAUAAUUUUUAACAUAAUAAGAAGAUCCUCUUUUCGUUGAUUUGUAAAUAACAGGUUUCAAAUUAUGAAAACAAUAUUAAUAAUUCGAACUUAAGUAUUAAAUUGGUAAAUACUCAUUUUCAGUAAUUUAUUUAAUAUCAAUAUUAUUCACACUUUUAUCGUGACGAAAGUAAUUUUAUAAAAAUAUAAAAGUAGUUUAAAGGAGUUAAAACUGUGCAAUAAGAUUUUUGGUAAAAAAAAUAUUACAAUAAACAUUGGUCAGGUCUUUGGGCCCAUUUACACAAAAAAAUAUUCUUGUAAAAAUAUUUUUUCCAGAAUACCAGUUACUUUAACAGUUAACGUGAUAGUAUAAAAAAAUAUGGAUUCAUUUUAAGUUGUAAUUUUUCCUUGAUUAAAAAAGUUCGUCUCAGUUAUUUUUCUGUGUAAAUGUUAACAUGUAAAUUGUGUCAUGGAGUGUUAAAGUUUUUGAGUAGAUUUCGUCCAUUGUCGUUUCGGUCCUAAAAAAAUUAAUCGAUCCAGUUUAAUGUUUAAGAUGAUGUAAAGGCUGAUUUUUUUUACAGUCACUUUGAAAAAUAUUUUUGACUGCCCCGUUAUACACAGAAUGUAUUUUAAAAUAUUUUAGAAAUAUGCAUGUAAAAUUCUAUGUUUGUGUCUUAACUUUUUACUAUUGUAUAAUUUUUUAAUUUUAUUUUUUUAGUGAACUAACUUGUAAUUAGUAAUUCUUUACUUUGUAUAAAGUACAAAAAAUUGCGUAUCGCUUACUUUCAUUUUAAUUGCUAGUUGUACCUUUGAGGAUUUUA